CAUCUCUAGGAAGUGUGGUAAAAAGGAAAAAGAAAAAAAAAAAAAGUUAGAACUGUUCCGUGAACAGCAGAGAGCUCAGAUAGAGUGAGUACUGGGUAAGGCGACGGAAAAUAUUGAGAUUGAGCAGGCAAUAGGUUUUAAAGCGAACGUUAACCUGCGUGAGUCACUCUCUAACUACAGGUUCACUGGUCUCAACUGGAUUUGACUGCUGAAGGUGUGCUGCUGACUUUAGGGUGAAGUUUGCGCACCUGAGAGGAUCUUUAAUAGCGUAGUGUAGGUCUACCUGUUGUGCAACAAUAUUAAAGGCACGAUAAGAAACAGCCUUUACGCGCAGGGAUAACACUUAACAAAAUAGCCUAUUUAUUGUAACUGGUGAGAUCUGUGAGGUGUUUUAGGUUAGUUUAGAGGAGCAUAAUUGCACGCUGUCUUUGCCAACUCUUCUCUGGAUAUCCCAAAUUAACGACGUCUCGAGUCAGAGGAUUUUUGUUCCUGUUGGUGCCUUUUCAUUGCGAGGAUUUAAGAAGCAAAACGGGGGUUCAGAGCCCAAACCGUCUACUGAAAUCUUCCUUUUUCCUGGAUCAUGUACCAGGACUACGCCGGGAACUACGACACCUCGUCCCGCGGAAGCAGCACCUCUCCGGCCCAGCCAGAGUCCUUCACAAGCGGCAGCAGCACGAUCGGAAGUCCGAUCUCUACCUCAAGCUACCAGAAGUACAGGGUCGACAUGCCCGGCUCUAACAGUGCCUUCAUACCCACAAUCAAUGCAAUCACGACCAGCCAAGACCUGCAGUGGAUGGUACAGCCCACCGUCAUCACCUCCAUGUCCAACCCUUACUCCCGCUCCCACCCGUACGGCCAUCACCUGACCAAUGGGCCGGGGCUGCUGGGGCACAACACACUGGCUCGGCCCGGGGUCAUCCGAUCCAUUGGGGACGCAAGGGGCCGACGCAAGAGAGAUGAACAGCUCACCCCGGAGGAAGAGGAGAAAAGGAGGGUGAGGCGUGAGAGGAAUAAGUUAGCUGCCGCCAAAUGCCGCAACCGCAGGCGAGAGCUCACCGAGAUGCUUCAGGGGGAGACGGAGAAGCUGGAGGAAGAGAAGGCGGAUUUGCAGAAGGAGAUCGAGAGCCUGCAGAAGGAGAAAGACAAGCUGGAGUUCAUGCUGGUUGCACACAAUCCUGUGUGCAAGCUCCCCAUGGAGGAGCGCCACCAGUCGUCCGGGCACCAGCAGCACCAGCAGCAGUGCGCCCCCCUGCCCCUGACUAUGCGCUCAAACUUGGGAACCCGGGCUCAAAUGAACCAAGUGGUAGUGAAGCAGGAGCCGGAGGACACCGAGGAUGGGGUGGGAAAGCCCCAGCGCUCUGUCAUCAAGCCCAUCUGCCUGGGCGGCGGGGGUGUCAGCGGUGGGAUGUACUGCACGGAUGGAGACAGCCUGAACACGCCGGUCGUGGCAGCGUCCACCCCGGCAGCCACGCCCAACGCCCCAAGCCUCAUAUUCACCUACCCGAAUAUGCUGGAGCCUGAAAGCCCCUCACCCUCCUCCGAGUCCUGCUCCAAGGCCCAUCGGCGCAGCAGCAGCAGCGGUGACCAAUCGUCAGACUCCCUCAACUCGCCCACCCUCCUGGCCCUCUGAGCGAGGGCUCGGCUUGGCGCAGCUGAGAAAAAAAAAAAAACACUGUGGCUGGAGGAAAGCAUGAGAAUCAACUGCGCACCCCCUCCUACGGUGUCUGUUAAAGACCAAGAGCACAUUCAACAGUCCAGACCAAGCUGACCAUGUGAGCCGUUUCUCGCUCGGCAGGGAGACCCACAAGGGCUACGCCAUGUGUUUCUUCUUGUUCUGCUUCAGUGUAGAAUUUUUUAAUACGUGAAAGUGUCUGCACCAAUCCUCAGAAGUGUCAUCCCUUCACCAUUUCAACUCCAGAGUGUCAACUUGUUUACUGAGCAGACAGUUGUGAAGAGAAACAUGCCCAAAUCUGGGUAGUUGUGAGGUUGAUGUGACUAAAUUAAGAGAGCGCGUUCUUAAUAUAUUUUUUGAAAAAUGUUUAAAAAGCCAUGUGGCCGACACUUGCACUCCGCCAAGACGAAUCAAUAAAUCACUAAACGAGGUCAGCACUCUACUGGAAUUUCCGAGGAGAGAAAGAGACAAUGAGCAAAGACUCCCUCUUGUCGUUUUUUUUUUCCAUUUUGAUUUGUCUUUUUCGUAACUUGGACCUUGAUUCAGGAAUCGCUACUUAGAGUGCAUACACAUUUCUAACGCUAUCUCCAUCUCCUUAAAUGUAUUUAUGGCCUGUGCUGAAUACAUUUUACAAAGUGUUUUGUUGAGACAUUGUCCUCUCCUUAAUCUGCCUGUAGAAAAGCAAAAUGGUCCUCUGUGGGGCGACCAAAGCAUUCCUCAGUGUUGCAAAGGAUACGAGCCAACUUUCAAUCAAUGACUAGUUCCUCAAUACUCUAUACCUUCUAUUUUGCCAUAGCGGCUCGACUUUACAGUAGUAUUGGUGUGCUUUUCCUCAGUGAUUCUGUACCUGAACUUUGCAACCUGUUUAUGACAAAGUGUAUGUGAUUUACAUUGAUGUCAGGGAUAUCUCUUAUGUGUAGUAGAACCCCCAUUGUGAAGAGCGUUGCAGGACUGCAGGCGGUUGUAUGGUCUAGCCAGAGUGUUGCAGAGGUGGUACUUUUACCUGAAGGGUUGAUAAACCUCUCCUUCCUUGUGUCACGUCCAAGAAAAGAGGUUUUAUCUUUUCGCUCAGACGACAUAAAAGUUUGAACAAAGCCCUUCUCCUCCGCUGGAUGCCGUGCUCCUUCCUUUGUUUCUGACAUUCUCUAAAUAAAGGUCUAACCUUUUUUCAACACUGCCUCUCAGAGCAGGUCAGGUUUCAAAAAGCCAAAAAGGUUUGUAUGACACAUGUUAUCCUGUAAUUCGUCAAUCUUUGUCUAAAAGGAGGGAUUUUGCUCAAAUUUUGAAAAAAGCCACUGUGGUCUAGACUGUCGCCAGCUGCCAAUGAUGUCAACCCUGUUUAUACUGUGUUUGUAAAUCUGUCACUUUUAGUAAAGAAACCAUGUUUAAAUUGAACUCAGAUGUGCUGAUUUAUGGGUGUAUGAACGUAUGCCAACACCGAGGUACUCAGUAGAAACUUAGUGGAAGCCUUGUUGGGUAAGACACAGUUCACUUUUUGACAAUGAGGAAGGGAUAAGAGGACUCUCUCUACAGCUGGCCUGAGAUGAAAGAGGGGACACCUUGACAAGAUGUAAUAUUUCUGAAGUUCUAUGAAGCACUUCUUUUUCAUUUUUUUUUUACGUGUGUAUCUUAAAGGGAUGAGGGUUUUCAAUACUGGGCACUGAGAAGGACACAACAGAUAUUUCUUUUUUUGUUUACUUCAAACAUUCCUAAUGAAUAUAAGUGUCAGGGGUCAAAGAGGGGGAAUGUCAUCUCUGCUUGAACACUUCUUGUUUGUUAACAAAAUUAAUAAAAGUUGUGGUUGGAAGACUUUCGUUGCUCUGGAUGCUGAAAACGGACUUUGCAAUUCAAUACAAGCUGCUGCUACUUUGGAAAGAACGUGUCGGCUGUUUAUCAUUUGAUGGUGUUGGUUUAAAAUCACAUGGAAGCAGCAGGAGAUAUUUAAUCCUGUCUGACAAAAUAAAAAGGUGAAUUGAGAGCCAAAAACAUUACUGUGGGUGAGUCUGAUAUGUCUGUAUGUUGGAAUAUUGUGAGGCCCCUCGACACACAUAGGAAAGCCAUUGACUGUAGAUCUUCUGCUGUACAUGUCAUCAACUGUCUGUUGCCUGUUUUCAACUACUAUUACUUCUUUUCCAAAUGCUUUAACUGUUUAAAAUGAUUCAAAAUUAAUAAAAAAAAAAACAGCAAUA
Acanthopagrus latus (yellowfin seabream) is the source of this 3861-nucleotide messenger RNA. It is a transcript of the gene fosl2, whose product is annotated as FOS like 2, AP-1 transcription factor subunit. Gene Ontology annotation, cellular component: nucleus. The coding region runs from base 581 to 1630 and encodes 349 amino acids. The transcript is spliced from 4 exons. NCBI's taxonomy places the organism in Eukaryota, Metazoa, Chordata, Actinopteri, Spariformes, Sparidae. Gene Ontology annotation, molecular function: RNA polymerase II cis-regulatory region sequence-specific DNA binding; DNA-binding transcription factor activity, RNA polymerase II-specific. The record is from RefSeq and is a predicted model, not a curated record. Gene Ontology annotation, biological process: regulation of transcription by RNA polymerase II.